This is a messenger RNA of Linum tenue, 3265 nucleotides long. The record is from the annotation of a GenBank genome assembly. Lineage: Eukaryota; Viridiplantae; Streptophyta; Magnoliopsida; Malpighiales; Linaceae.
CAGCUUUGCGUUGGGCUUCAUUACGCGCCCACGGACACUGCGGAAUACCCCAUGGAAAAAAUGGAAGAAGAAAAGAAAUAAUAAUAAUUAUUAGAGGUCUUCUCUCCCCCUGUUAUAAACUUAUAAUCAGAAACAAACACAGGGAAAGCAAGAAAAAUACGGAUAACCUAAACCCUAGUUCUCUCUGUCAAUCGCCGAGUUUGUAUUCAGUUUGGGGUUUUUUUCACAGAUCCUCUCUCCGGCGACCGACGAGAUCAGUCGGUUCAUGCGACUGCGACUUUGUUCGCGGCUCGGAUUUCAAUUUUGAGAUAUAUACAGGUACAUAUAUAUCUUAUCCAUGGCGACGGAGAAUAGUGCCAAUUCGGCCUCGACUUCCAGGUCGAAUUCGGCGGCGGAUUCCUACAUAGGAAGCUUGAUAAGCUUGACUUCCAAGAGUGAGAUCAGAUACGAAGGCGUUCUUUACAACAUCAACACUGAGGAGUCCAGUAUUGGAUUGAAAAACGUACGGUCAUUUGGAACAGAAGGGCGGAAAAAGGAUGGGCCACAAAUUCCUCCCAGUGACAAAGUAUAUGAGUACAUAUUGUUCCGAGGAACUGACAUCAAGGACUUGCAGGUUAAGUCAUCAGCUCCUGUGCAGCCUACAGCACCUAUAAACAAUGAUCCAGCUAUAAUACAGUCUCACUAUCCUCGACCAGUUUCAACUUCUUCUAGCUUGCCAUCAGCUGUUACUGGACCUUUGACUGAUCCUGGAUCCCAUCAUGCUCAAAUGGGAAUGCCUCCACCAAACUAUCAGAGUGGCUUGCCAUUGUAUCAACCUGCAGGGGCGUUAGGAACAUGGGGGGCUUCACCUCCACCAAACGCAAAUGGAGCUGGUCUUGCUAUGCCGAUGUACUGGCAAGGGUAUUAUGGUCCUCCAAAUGGGCUUCCACCACAUCUUCACCAACAAUCUUUGCUUCGCCCACCACCAGGGUUGGCAAUGGGUUCGUCCAUGCAGCAACAGCAGCAGCAAAUGCAAUACCCCAACUUUAAUGGCCCCUUACCAACGGGAGGCUCAAACUUGCCUGUUUCAAAUUUGCCUGCUCAAAACUUGCCACCUUCAAACUUGCAAGCAUCGACCUUGCCGCCUACAAACUUGCAAGCCUCGAACAUGCCCCCUUCAAACUUGCAAAACUCAAACUUUCCACCUUCAAACUUUCAACCCUCGAACAUGCCUCCAGCUUCAAGUUUGGGAGCUUCGAACUUGUCAACCACCAUGCCUGAUCUUCCACCUCUGCUACCUACUAGCACCUCUGUCAACCCUGUGUCACUAGCUUCACCUCUGCCUUCAAACCUUUCUUCGGUGCCCUCUGCCACCCGUCCUUCUGAGACUUUGCAUGGUUUGGUACCUGGUCGGGCUGCCAAUUCAGUUCUUCCUGCUUCCAGUUUAAGUCCCAACUUACCCUCUCUAACACCACUGUCAACUUCAAGCCCUGAAUUGAAUCCCAUAUUGUUACCAACUUCCAGCAAGGCUAACUCUGUUGCUGCUCCAGCAAUUCCUUAUCAAAGCGCUAUACAGCCAACAUCAUCUGCUUCUGUAGCAUCUAGCUCUUUGCGCACAGAAGCUCUGACCCCUUCACUGGUAACCCCUGGCCAGUUGUUGCAAUCUGGAGCAACUACUGUUCCGUCAUCCCAGCCUGUGCAAACAGCCCUUAAGAACGUGGAGGUUAUUCAACCAUCGGCAACAUCUUCAUCCGAAUCUCCUCUUCCCAUUGCUACCGAAGCUCAACCUCCUAUCCUUCCAUUGCCCGUACCUUCUCGGACUGGCCAUAAGCCAAAUGGAGCUCCUUUCUAUGCCCGCCAUAAUCAUGGUUUUCGUGGACGCGAUAGAGGAAGAGGAAUCGGGGGUUCACGUCCGCUGACAAAAUUUACUGAGGAUUUUGAUUUUAUGGCAAUGAAUGAGAAAUUCAACAAGGACGAAGUCUGGGGUCACCUUGGGAAGAACAAGGCUAAAGACAAAGAAGAUGGCGGCGUGAGUGAUGAAGAGGAUUUUGAAGAGGAUGAUGAUGCCGGCAAGGCUGAUCAUAAGGUGCCUGUUUACAACAAGGAUGACUUCUUUGAUACCCUUUCCAGCCAUACACUCGACCACAAUUCACAAAAUGGAAGGCCUAAAUUCUCUGAGCAAAUGAAGAUCGACACCGAGACUUUUGGGGAUUUUCCAAGAUAUCGAGGCCGUGGUGGUCGUGGACCACGUGGAAGAUCUCGUGGUUCUUACUAUGGAAGGGGUGGAUACGGAUAUGGAGGCGGUGGAUAUGGAGGUGGUGGUGGAUAUGUUGGGAGGGGUCGUGGGAGGGGAGGCAUGCCCAAUCGUGCUUCUUCUUAAGUGUUUGUUUGUUACUUAAGUCAAAUCUAGCAAAGAGGUUGAGGCUAGAGCCCAACCUUUAGCCCAACCUUUUUGCGGUGAAGCCGUGGAGCAAAACUGGUUGUUUUAGGGGUUGCUCUGCUAGGGGUUUUCACCGGGGGUUAUUUUAUCUAUUUCAGUUUGCCAGAGAGAAAUAAGGGCUGGAGAUGAUGAUGAUAUGUUUGUUUCCUUUUCUGGCUCGAUUUCUUCCUAGAUUCUGCUUCCGAUUCCUCAAUUGCUUUCCUCCUGUUUAAUGGACAAUGGUGGACGGGUAGAGCCUAGCGAGGAAGGGAGUCUGUUUGCUUUCUCAGUGAAUUUUAGUUUUUUGUCAACAUGUCUGUUCAAGCUUUGGCUGCCUUUUGAGUCAGUUGCAAUGGAGGGGCUGGUGAAGAAGAAGGAUAGCACUUCAGCUACAAAUGGCGGUGGCCGCUUGACAUUAUGGUCAGGUUCUAGUUAAGGUGUUGCUUCUGUACAUCUGACAUGGGGGUAAUUUGAUCAGCGGAAGUGGGAUAGCAAUCAAUAGCAUAUUAUGUGAUGUUGUACCUUCUUUUGCCGAAUGUUUUACAGAGAUGCUCCAAAAUGAUUAUGAUAUUCUAACGUUUAUGUUUGUGUUGUGUGUUUAUGUUCUUUUUAAUUUUGGGUUCCACAUUUCUCCUACGAAUCAUUAUAUAUUGUGUUUGGAAAACGCCGUUGUGGUUUGUUCCUGGUGGAGACUUGGGGCUUUGAGUUGAUUAUUUCCGAACAAGGAUGUUAUACUUUAUUCAGUUAGGAUAAUGGAUAUGUACGGUCUAGGGUUGUCCCAAUUGCUGCUGGAGAUGCUAACUAAUGUAUGGGUCAUUGAGAGCUGGGAGGGGGUAAAACCUAAAGACUUCUAAAACUGUGAACUAC